Molecule: messenger RNA, 996 nt
Organism: Recurvomyces mirabilis
Lineage: Eukaryota; Fungi; Ascomycota; Dothideomycetes; Mycosphaerellales; Teratosphaeriaceae
Exons: 3
Coding region: 1-996 (331 amino acids)
Biological process (GO): cell wall modification; pectin catabolic process
Molecular function (GO): pectinesterase activity
Source: RefSeq, a predicted model, not a curated record
AUGCACUUCCUUAACAGCCUCGUGGCCUUCGCGGCUCUGGCCUAUGCUGCCAGCCGAACUACAGCACCAUCUGGCGCGCUCGUCGUAGGUGGCAGUGGCAAAUACUCCACUAUCCAGGCUGCCGUCAAUGCUCUGAGCCGCACGAGUACUUCAGCCCAGAGCAUCUUCAUCAAUGCCGGUACCUAUAAGGAGCAGGUCUACAUCCAGACCUUGAAGGGACCCUUGACGAUCUAUGGUUCUACUGCUGAUACCACGUCCUACAAGAGCAACAAGGUCAUCAUUACCUCGUCUCAUGCUCUGGCUAACUCGGCGAACGACGAUGCCACUGGUACCUUGAGGGUGUGGACGACGAACUUCAAGAUGUACAACGUGAAUGUGAAAAACACCUAUGGACAAGCUGCCUCUAAUGGCCAAGCCCUUGCCCUCUCAGCUGAAGCUGGCGAGCAAGGCUACUACGGCUGUGCCUUCUACGGUUUCCAGGACACUAUCCUAGCCGAGACCGGCGUGCAACUCUACGCCAAGUCCUACAUCGAAGGCGCCGUCGACUUCAUCUUCGGCCAGACAGCUCAAGCGUGGUUCGAUGGAUGCGACAUCGGUGUCCUUGCCACGAGCUACGGCACCAUCACUGCAUCUGGCCGUACCUCCAACAACAAUGGCUGGUAUGUGAUCAACAAGGCCAACAUCCAAGCAGCGUCUGGCAACAGCGUCCCAGCGGGUGCCUAUUAUCUCGGUCGACCAUGGGGUGACUACGCAAGGGUCGUGUUCCAGAACACAGCUAUGUCGAAUGUGAUCAAUGCCGCUGGAUGGCACUCGUGGUCUUCUUCAAGCCCGCAGACCGACCAUGUUGUUUUCGAGGAGUACGGAAACACUGGUGCUGGCGCAUCGGGCAGCAGGGCUAGCUUCUCGAAGAAGAUCAGCUCCCCUGUUGCUAUUGCCAGUGUGCUUGGGAGUGGGUACAAAACUGCAAGCUACGUCGAUACGUCGUACCUUAGCUAG